ACGGGAUCGAUCACAACAUGCAGUCCUGGGGCACAGGAAACGGGAUCGUCAAUCGCAAAAGCACUCACGUCGUUACAGCCUAGGAAACCGGAUCCUCGAUUGCAAAAGCAGUCGUCAUUACAGCCUACUAGGAAACUGGAUCGUCCAUAGAUCGGCGACAGUCCUCGGGCGGCUGCUCGAUUGGAAACCGGGUCGUCGGAUCGAUUGGCGGCAGUUCCAGACUUCAUGGCACCGGCGACGAGCGACACGGGCACAUGGGCGAGAAGAUUGACACGGGCACACAGCGACAACUCUCACGGCUUCCAUCCUCCAGGUGCUGCUUCAAAAUAGGUAGCCUGCCCUUGGUCCUGCGGUGCGCGUACGCAGAUCGUUGUUCUCCGGCAACUCCUCGUCGAGUUCGAUCCCACCAAGGUCGCCGAGUUCCGAUGGCGGGGGCCGCCCACAAGCACGACAAGGGGAAGAUGCCGAAGGCCGCCGCCGUCGGCGACGACUGGCUGAACCGGCACGGGUUCCCUCACGGCUACCACUUCGUCCCGGACGACCCCGAGCUCCUCCGCCUCCUCGAGGACAUGAUCGCCGGCCGCGCUCUCCCCUACCCUCUCCCCAGCAUCUUCCACGGCGUCAGGAUCCGCAACUACCACCCUGCCGAGCUCCACGAGCUGUACAAGGCGCACAAGGAGGCCGGGUCCAUCUACUUCUUCAACGAGAGGGAGUUCUCGGGGAGCGCCAGGGUGCGCCCGGGGCGCACCGCCAAGGACGGCUGGUGGAAGGCCUCGGGCGGCGGCCUGCCCUUGGUGCGCCGCGGCCUGGUCGUCGGCUAUAAGCUCACCUUGGUGUUUUACGAGAAGAGGCCCGGCGACAAGCCUGACGUCAAGACCGACUGGAUCGUCAAAGAGUACACCAUUGUUGGACCCAACAAGAAGGUGUCGGAGAUGGCCCUGUACCGCCUCUACAACAAGUCGGAAAACAAAUCCAAGGAGAAGAAGAAAAAGGCUAAAGAAGAGAAAGCAACUCAUGAAGAAGAAAACACCCCUGCUUCUACCUGGGCGGAGGAGGAGGAGGAGGAGGAGGAGGCGCCACCAUCACCGCCGUAUCCGCCCGCCGGAGGGGCGACCUCGCAGGCGCAGGCCGGUCAGCCACAUGACUAUCAUCACUACUACGCCUUGGGUGCCGCUGCCGCGCCGGGGCCAAGCACAAGCUGCUGGGUGCCGCCGGACGCCGGCUACACGGGGUUGACAGACACAGUCUGGACACCGGACGCCGGAGGGACCUCGCAGGCACAGCUGGCUGGCCAACCACAUGACUAUCAGCAGUGCACGUUCGGUGCCGCGGCGUCGGCACCUGGCUGGGAGGCGCCGGGGCCAAGCAGCAGCAGCAGCAGCUGGGUGACGCCGGGCGACACAAAAUACUACUUGCAGCUGCAGCACGCCGGAGGGCCUGCGUACAGCUGGGAGGACCAUAAGUUGACGCCUCUGGUGCCGUCAGGACCAGCACCCCUUGCGCAUGACCUGCCGGCGUCGCAGCAGCACUUUGGCCAUCAAGAAGAAACCGCAGACCCGCCGAAGACACAGCCCCCACCACCCCCGCCGGCGCCGGCUGUUCAGGGCGGCUACCUGGAUGGUGAGUUCGACGUUUGGUGCAAGACGCAGCAGGUGGCCUCGAGUCCCGCCUUCCGCAUGCCCGACGGCAUAGAUUCGCAGCAGGUGGCCGCGAGUCCCGCCUUCCACAUGCCCGACGGCAUAGAUUCGCGGCAGGUGGCCGCGAGUCCCGCCUUCCACAUGCCCGACGGCAUAGAUCCGCAGCAGGUGGCUGUGAGUCCCCUCCCCAUGCUCGAAGAUAUCGAUUUCUCUGUCUUGCUCAAGGAUAUACCGAUGAUGCCUACAGACGAAAACAGCGAUCGCCUUUCAUGCACAUUAGAUGAGCUCCUCUUCCCCAAGAUGGAGGACGACGCGCCGCCACCGAGCCCGCCAACUUCGAUGGGCAACAACAACCAGGUUUAGAGUUAGCAGAAACCAGCAAGCAGCGAUCGAUAGCAGCUAGUUGACUCGCAGUGUUCACAUUUCAUGGUUUUUCCUCACAUUUGGCAGUUUCAUCCAUUGUAUUCAUAUUACUAUACUGUUGUA
Molecule: messenger RNA, 2123 nt
Organism: Triticum aestivum (bread wheat)
Lineage: Eukaryota; Viridiplantae; Streptophyta; Magnoliopsida; Poales; Poaceae
Product: NAC domain-containing protein 77
Exons: 4
Coding region: 255-2000 (581 amino acids)
Biological process (GO): regulation of DNA-templated transcription
Molecular function (GO): DNA binding
Source: RefSeq, a predicted model, not a curated record